Messenger RNA from Penicillium paradoxum, 1470 nucleotides. Its product is annotated as allantoinase alX. Gene Ontology annotation, biological process: allantoin catabolic process; purine nucleobase catabolic process. Lineage: Eukaryota; Fungi; Ascomycota; Eurotiomycetes; Eurotiales; Aspergillaceae. The transcript is spliced from 3 exons. Gene Ontology annotation, molecular function: allantoinase activity; cobalt ion binding; zinc ion binding. Gene Ontology annotation, cellular component: cytoplasm. The coding region runs from base 1 to 1470 and encodes 489 amino acids. The record is from RefSeq and is a predicted model, not a curated record.
AUGGCUACAACUAACCUCCCCUCCAUUGCCGUUGUGGCUUCAUCUCGUGCUGUCAUCUCUGGCCGUUUGACCUCUGCUACUGUGGUGAUCUCGCGGACAACCGGUAAGAUCACUGCUGUUUUCGAUUCCGUGAUCCCAGCGUCGGAUUUCCCUGCCGACACUCCCUACACCGACUACUCGCCUCAUGUUCUUCUGCCCGGUCUCGUCGAUGCGCACGUUCAUCUGAAUGAGCCCGGCCGUACGGAAUGGGAAGGCUUCUACACUGGUACGCAAGCCGCUGCUUUUGGUGGAGUCACUACUGUCAUUGAUAUGCCCCUCAAUGCUAUCCCACCUACCACCACCGUGAACGGACUGAAGGAGAAAAUCCAGGCUGCCCAGGGCAAGUGCUGGGUUGAUGUCGGCUUCUAUGGCGGUAUCAUCCCCGGCAAUGCGGGUGAGCUGAAAGCCCUUGUCCAGGAGGGUGUCCGUGGCUUCAAAGGUUUCCUGAUUGACAGUGGUGUCGAUGAGUUCCCUGCUGUCGGCAGAGAAGAUAUCAAAAAGGCCAUGGCAGAGCUGGCCGAUGAGCCAACGACCCUCAUGUUCCACGCAGAGAUGGUCCCCCCCGUUACCUCAUCUGUCGGCGAUGAAGUCCAGGCCUCCGAUGCCCCUGCCGACCCCGUUGGCCCUCUCGAGGCUUAUGCGACUUUCCUGGCCUCCAGACCCUCGUCAUUCGAGACCUGCGCCAUUGAAAGUAUCCUCUCUCUGGCUCAUCUUGCCCCCAACCUCCCUCUGCACAUUGUCCAUCUUUCCGCAAUGGAGGCUAUCCCUCUGUUGCGGGAAGCCCGCGCUAAUGGUGUCAAGAUCACGGCCGAGACCUGCUUCCACUACCUGUCCCUGGCAGCCGAGGAACUGAACCAAGACGGUCUUUGGGAGGAGCUGGAGAAGCACACCGGCGACGGCGUCAUUAAGACCGUCGUCUCCGACCACUCUCCCUGUACACCCAACCUGAAGAUGCUUCCAGCCCACGUACCCGGUCACUGUGCCGGCGGCAAGGAAGAGGAGAGUGGCAACUUCUUCUCCGCAUGGGGAGGUAUCUCCUCUGUCGGACUGGGCCUGCCCAUCCUUUGGACAGAUCUAAGCCGCCGCAAGGGCCUGACCUCCUCGCCAGAAGACGAGAAUACCAAGAAUGCUCUCCAGGAUGUUGUUCGUCUUUGCUGUACCAACACUGCUGCUCAAGUCGGUCUGCAGUCGCACAAGGGUGACCUAGUCGUCGGCUUCGAUGCCGAUAUCUGUGUCUUCGAUGAUUCUGCCGAAUGGACCGUCGAGCCAAGCACCAUGCUUUUCCGCAACAAGUGCUCUCCCUACCAGGGCCGUACUCUGCGCGGCAUGGUCCGUGAGACCUGGUUGCGUGGUGAACGUAUCUUCAGCCGCGACCAGGGCUUCGAGGACCAAUCUCCCCACGGCAAGCUGCUUCUCGAGAAACGGGUUUGA